This is a messenger RNA of Giardia duodenalis, 1575 nucleotides long. RefSeq lists its product as uncharacterized. NCBI's taxonomy places the organism in Eukaryota, Fornicata, Diplomonadida, Hexamitidae. The record is from RefSeq and is a predicted model, not a curated record. The transcript has a single exon. The coding region runs from base 1 to 1575 and encodes 524 amino acids.
AUGCGUUUUCACUGCCGCUGCAUAGAGAAGAUGUGCCGCAAUUUUGUCUUCGGCUCUCCGAUACCGCUUCUGUCCGUCAGUAAAGCGUGGAACAUCUUGAAUGAUGUCUAUCAGUUUGGAGGGCUCAACGAUCACAUUCUUCAAGCCGCCCGUGACAGCUGUUUUAUAACACGCUUCACAGCAGGCACAUUCCAGGCCUUCGCCCAGGCCGUCCAGAGAAAGGAGGCCGCAGCCUAUUGGAUAAUUAGAGUCUAUAAAGGCCACGACUCUUACACUCUCAGCUCUACCAUCGAAGUGAGACACAAAGGAGAAGCAGCCGCGCGUUUCUCUAUGAUCUGUGACAUCUCGCACAGCUACAUACAAGCUAGGUCUGCAUUCGACGUCCCUCUCGCAUGUGACAAGUGCAUCGCUGAAUUUGCAGACAAGCGAAUGGGGGCACCUGCACUGAUCUCGUGGUCUCCUCGAUGCACUGUAUUUAGAGCUGUUCCUCAAACGCUUCGCGGAACGUUUCAAUCUCCUGCCAAUCGACUGUCCACGAGUCCUCCAAGUCCAGCCAAGGCACUGGUUAGUAAGGGUGUUAUUGUUCUAACGCCGCGUUCUCCAGAAUCUCGCUCUGUCCCAGCACCAUCCCACAGAAUCCCAUCUCCUCAACCAUAUACGUAUAGAUAUGCUCUCUGUGCACGUCCUUCGUCUUUUGAGCAAUCACCUAACAGAGACACUGGCAUGUACAUUGGUAUGCCGCAAUCUGACUCCAGAGAUGGCGAAGAGGUCCUCAGGCCUAUCUUUCCAGUUUCCUGCCGAGCCAUGGUUGAUGAAUACAGCUACUAUUCUUCUAUGUACUGCGUCUCUGCGUCCUACAUGUUUUCAUCUCUGGAUGUUUUAGGAGAGCUGGUUUCUGACCGUGUCCUCACCGACAUAUCUGACUUGAUGGAUCCAAUUGCGAAGGAAGCGCAGGAUUUCGAGCUCUCGUUUACCGACUUAUUUACUGACUCAGAAAGCACGGAAUGCGUAAGCACAAGCACAGAAGGCGAUAAGAGCAGUAGGGAUGAUAUUAGCGAAGAUGACAUUAGCGAAAGUGGGAAGCAGGAGGAGCAUGAGACAGAACCUCCUUUAAAGCAGCAGGAAAGGGGGGACGCAAACAAUAGACUCUUCGCUGAUAACAUUAGAAGGGCUAAUGGAACUAAUAAGGCUGCACGGAUGGCAUCGCAGGUCCUAAAACGUAUAGAGAACAUGAACUCUGUGGCCCCAGGGGCAAGUGGGGACAGUCAGGUGGACAGUAAUGAGAUAGUGCCUAUCGUAGGAGAAGCCGUAGAAAAGAUCGAAGAGACGGCAACGGACAAAUACAUUCGCUCAAUGCCUCUACACUAUCCUAUACUGGCCAUUCCGUGCCCCGAUUCUAAACCCUAUGACUCCGGACAGCAUCUUCUGUCGCCAUCUUCUGGUACAUCCUCUCCAGCCAAAGGACAAAGGCUUUCAGACUCAUCCAAGGUCUAUAACCACAAAACGUUCAUGAACCUCGAAGACCUGGUGCAGCACUUCUGCUCUUUAAUUGUGGCUGGGAAGAUAGAUAAAUAA